CCGCUUUAUUCACCUUUACAUGUCCUUCCUCACCAAACAUUGGUCGGCUUAAAAGCUCUCCAAAAGACCAAUGUCCAUGUGCACAUGCCUCUAUGGCUCUAUAUAUAAUACAUCUUCAUUUUCAGAUAUACCAUAGCUAGCGAACUCUAUCGACAAAUAUAGAAUCUUCAUCUCCAAGAACCACAAACAUCAUUAGAUUUAAUGGCUAUGGCUAGUAGUAGUAGCAGCUCGUCGUUGUUUCCUACACAACAACAACCGCAACAGCAAUUAGGAGGCAAUGAGAUCGUACCUACGGCUACCAAUGCCAAUCUAAUUGCAGCACCAAACGCUCCAAACCAUUACUCCUCCGGCUCUAUUGGACCCUUCUUCGCAGUCAUCUCUGUUCUCGUCGUUCUUGCAGUUCUCUCUUGCUUCUUGGGUCGUAUAUGUGCAAGGCGCCGCCAGGGUACUGUUUUAGUUGCUGAAGCCAAUCCAUUGGAGAUGAUAAAGAGUGGUGGGCUCUUAGGAUGGCUGAGACGAAAAUGGAGACGAUGUUUGGCCGGAGAUGUUGAGGCCGGAGCUAAAGUUGCUGAUUGUGCUGGUAAAGAAACACCUAAAGAUAACGAUCAAACUCGUAUAGAAGCACCUCCAGCUUGAUCUCAGUGCAUGUGUGAGUGAUAAAGUAAUAAGAGUAUCAACGUUUUAUGUAGAAUGUAAGCUAACUAUUAGCAUCACUGAAAUGGUUUUUUCAAUUCUUCACUUCGAUUUC
Molecule: messenger RNA, 748 nt
Organism: Camelina sativa (false flax)
Lineage: Eukaryota; Viridiplantae; Streptophyta; Magnoliopsida; Brassicales; Brassicaceae
Source: RefSeq, a predicted model, not a curated record